AUGUGUGAAGUACUUCCUGCACAAACACAAUUGUCUAUGGACAGCCUUUCUAUGGACUAUGCAGUAAAACAACUAGUACAAGCUGAUAUUCAAGAGAAGUUGGAUAGCUUGGAUAUUGCCUCAAUAACAGUUCCAUUCAAACCUUUUGAAGGAAACAACCAGUUCCUUGAUGCACAAGAAAGAAACAAGGCUGUAGUCACACCUAACAUGUACGAAGACUACCUGGAAAGCCUGACAGCAGAAGAUGUCAGAUUUAUUCACUCGAGAAACCAAGAUGACUUCUUGUAUCUGCACUUUCAGCAAGAUUUCACAGAUGAAACAUUGCAAUCACCUAGGUAUUUCCCUCACACAUUUCUUUCCCCAGUUGAAGAGGUUGAUAGAGAAUCUUCUUCCUCAGCUGUGUAUCCCAUCCGAACAUUCCUGUCCCCAGUUCAGGAGGUUGAUGGAGAGUCUUGCUUAUCAGCUAAUGAGAUUGUUGAUGUGAAAGCUGUUGAGGAGCAGACAGGAGGAACGCCAGUUAAAAGUUUUCAUCAACAGAAGACAUCUCUAAAGAAGAAAGAUGGUACUGUGCAAGAAAACAAACAGAGGAAGACACAGAAAGUUCCAGGUACAAAUGAAAUAUUCUUAGAGAGGCUUCAGUCUUUAGGUGCCAAAUCAAAUCUGGAGGAAAUGAAACUCACAAAUCGUCUAGCAGUAAAAAAGUCAGAGCUGGCAAACAUGCAAAAACAAGCAGAAACGGCAAAGGAGCAGAUCUGCCAAAGACAGAAAGAGCUGAAUGAGGUUAGGGUCACCAAUAGACUGUUGAUAGAGAAGCAGCAAAAGCUUCGAAAGGAAUUAGAAAUGGCAGAAAGGGAACUGAAGAAGGGUAAAUCCAAAGACAAACAGCUAAGUAAUGAAGUGAAAAGAAUGUCUAUUGACCAUGAAAAGCUGGUAUUCCAAGAGGAUCUCAUAAUCCAAGAAAGCCAGCAAAUUGAGAGAAAAUUAAAGGAGAUGAAAUCAAUAAGCAAGAAACCCAAGCAUUUUAGAUAA
Saccostrea echinata is the source of this 1029-nucleotide messenger RNA. RefSeq names its product DNA ligase 1-like. The record is from RefSeq and is a predicted model, not a curated record. The transcript is spliced from 3 exons. The coding region runs from base 1 to 1029 and encodes 342 amino acids. NCBI's taxonomy places the organism in Eukaryota, Metazoa, Mollusca, Bivalvia, Ostreida, Ostreidae.